GUCUUUCACUCUACUAGAAGCCAAGCCACACUAACAGCCGGGUACGUGCGUUUUCACCUUAUUAUCGGUGUACCUCACCUCCGAAAGGCGGCCAAGAUCAGAAAGUUCAAGCGGUCUGCUGCAGACUAUAUACCGCUAUAUAAUCCCUUCACUACUUCUGACUCUUGUUUCCUCUCUCUCACACUUUUCUCAACCUUUACGUACCCGAAGGCGAAAACCUCAUUCGAGCGACCUACUUCACUUACCACAUCAACUCAGUGUCUAGCAAGGUUCCAUAUCCACGAAAUGUCCUACCCUACUGAGCGCAAUCCAGCUCCGGACAUGCCUGAAAAGCCUCUGCGUGGUUCAGGCGCGAAACGCCAAUAUUUAACUGUCGCCCAGCUAGCAAAACUGAAAACGGGCCCCCGAGUGAACAUCCUGGUUGGGCCACAAGACGACCAGUACAUCGCAGUCGAGGGCGCCUACGCCAACGUUCUCUCACACUACUCGGAGCUGGCAAAGCGAACGCUUUCAGGAUAUGGUGUCACGCGCCUCUGGAUUCCCAAUGCCUCCAAGUCGAUGAUCUCUUGGAUCUAUCGAUAUAUGCUCGCUGGCGAAAAAGACCCUCCAGAUGCAAAGUUCGAGCAACACGAUCUUGCCUCCCUCGUCUCGCUUUGGUGUCACGCAAAGGCCCUGGAUUAUAAAGAGCUCACGGAAAAGACUUUCAAGCGCCUCCGUCACGUCAUCUCCACCGUGGGCGUGUUCGACGUGGGCGUCGUUCAACAGGUGCUCUCCACGAUUUCGGAGCUCCGUGGUGCCAUUGUCGACGCGGUUGUGUAUGACCUCACGAACUGGGUUGGGGCCUGUGACUACGGAUAUGUCCACCAAAUAUACCAUCUUGAAGGGAUGACCGCUCUUAUUGAUGCUGCUAUGGAGAAAGAGUUGAGGCGUCUAGUGGAGCGGUCAGAGUGGUAUUAUGGCCAGCCUCAUAUCAAGCGACAGAUUGAGUGGAUGGUUCGCCAUCGCAGCAAUCAGCUGAAGGCGCAAAAUCAUCUCGGGAAACCGAUAUCAGGAGUUCCUACCAUGAGAGAAGAUGUCCAUCGGAUCAAGAACACCGCCGUGAGGCGGCCGAAGCAAAACGAUAUGCCGGCCAUUCAUGGCGUCCCAGGAAUGGCGAGGACACAGUCGGGAAAAAUUCCGUCUGCAGGUGUAGUCUCAACGUCCAAGACUGUAAACAAGACUACUCGUCAAGCAAAAGCCUGCUUCAACUGCGGUUCCUUCGAGCACCUCGUGCGCCGGUGCAACGUAGCUUCCGCUGUCGCGGCGGACAAGCCGGCCAAGCUCUCGACCGACCAUCAUACCGCCAUUCCUCCUACGACGGAGUCCAAGAAUCGUGGGGCUACAAAGCUCGCUGAGAUGAUUGAGAUUACUCUGAGUCAAAUGCGCUCCACCAAGUCAGAGCCACGCCCAAAAGCCUGCUACACCUGCGGAUCACUGGAGCAUCUUGCCCGCAGAUGCAAUGAAACGGCCACUCAAGCAAAGCAUAAGCCAUCCGAUCCCUCUACCGUCAACGGCGCCUCUGUCAUUCCCGUCAGAGCGGCAAACGAUGUUCCUCUUCGCCAACCGCUUGAUUCCGAAAAACCGAUCAGGUGCCGCAAGUGCCGCUCCAUUGGUCAUAUCGCUCGGCACUGCGAUGUUGUUCCCACUAUGGCAGCAAAUAAAGCAGGCGACGCUUCUGACGCGAACGGUGGCCCCAGGUUCACUGAACGCAGGCCCGUGAUCUGCUACAAUUGCGAGCAAGUCGGCCAUAUCGCCCGAAACUGCCACGGAGGUCGUCGGCAUGAGUCUUCAAAAGCGGUCCCAGCAGCUGCGAGCAAACCACCCACUGCCAAUGGCCACCUUCAUAAGACGCCGUUCCGAGGACGAAACCGCAACUUCCGCCGUGAGAAGUCGGAUAAGCCGUCGUUUGCUCCGGAUUACGUUGAAAUUGCUGGAAAUGGCGAGGGGAUCACUACCUGCGACUAUGAGGUCAGGCCGGGCCAAGUCACUCGGACGGGUCUGGUGGUAUGAGUUUUGGUCGGGUGGUUGGCGAAGGGCCCUAU
Molecule: messenger RNA, 2081 nt
Organism: Westerdykella ornata
Lineage: Eukaryota; Fungi; Ascomycota; Dothideomycetes; Pleosporales; Sporormiaceae
Exons: 2
Coding region: 286-2049 (587 amino acids)
Molecular function (GO): zinc ion binding; nucleic acid binding
Source: RefSeq, a predicted model, not a curated record